This is a messenger RNA of Xyrichtys novacula (pearly razorfish), 1114 nucleotides long. NCBI's taxonomy places the organism in Eukaryota, Metazoa, Chordata, Actinopteri, Labriformes, Labridae. The record is from the annotation of a GenBank genome assembly.
AUGUCGGAGGCGCGGCCUGAAUCACCCCCAGCCUCAUUCUCGCCCCUGUUGGGCCGAGCAGAGACCCCCUCACCUCUCAGCGGGGGUGGCAGUCAAAGUGGCCGUUUGGUUCCUGCCGCGGCCGCCCGCCAUCUGCCACCGCCCCCGCCUCCUCCACAGCAGCUCGCCACAACCGAAACCGCCACCAGAACCGGGUGAUCCCGACACAGCUGGAACUCCGAGGUGAUGAUUGCGAGGAAGAACCUGCUGCUGCAGUUUGGGAGGAACGCUGCAAGACCUGGACCUGGAUCAGGGUUCAGAGCAGGACCUGGAUCAGAGUUCAGAGCAGGACCUGGAUCAGGGUUCAGAGCAGGACCUGGAUCAGAGUUCAGAGCAGGACCUGGACCUGGAUCAGGGUUCAGAGCAGGACCUGGACCUGGAUCAGGGUUCAGAGCAGGACCUGGAUCAGAGUUCAGAGCAAGACCUGGACCUGGAUCAGAGUUUAGAGCAGGACCUGGACCUGGAUCAGAGUUCAGAGCAGGACCUGGAUCAGAGUUCAGAGCAGGACCUGGAUCAGAGUUCAGAGCAGGACCUGGAUCAGAGUUCAGAGCAGGACCUGGACCUGGAUCAGAGUUCAGAGCAGGACCUGGACCUGGAUCAGAGUUCAGAGCAGGACCUGGACCUGGAUCAGAGUUCAGAGCAGGACCUGGAUCAGAGUUCAGAGCAGGACCUGGAUCAGAGUUCAGAGCAGGACCUGGAUCAGAGUUCAGAGCAGGACCUGGACCUGGAUCAAAGUUCAGAGCAGGACCUGGAUCAGGGUUCAGAGCAGGACCUGGAUCAGGGUUCAGAGCAGGACCUGGAUCAGAGUUCAGAGCAAGACCUGGAUCAGAGUUUAGAGCAGGACCUGGACCUGGAUCAGAGUUCAGAGCAGGACCUGAACCUGGAUCAGAGUUCAGAGCAGGACCUGGACCUGGAUCAGAGUUCAGAGCAGGACCUGGACCUGGAUCAGGGUUCAGAGCAGGAUCUGGACCUGGAUCAGGGUUCAGAGCAGGACCUGGACCUGGAGGAGCGGCUCAGUCAUCAGGGCCUUCAACAGAGCAGGUCAAAGGUCAACUGUAAGACCUGCUCCAGGUGA